Molecule: messenger RNA, 2216 nt
Organism: Cuscuta epithymum
Lineage: Eukaryota; Viridiplantae; Streptophyta; Magnoliopsida; Solanales; Convolvulaceae
Source: the annotation of a GenBank genome assembly
GGAGGAUGGCCUAAAAUUCAAUUAUCACUUCAUCAAGGUAGUCGUGAACAAAAGUUCUGGAUAAGUUACGUACGACUGUAUGAGUUGCGAAUCAGCUGCGGCGUCUUCCCUCCUUCACCACAAAAGCGAACAGAAUGAGCUCCGUAUCUUCACUCUUCAUCUUCUCCGCUACUUCCAAAUCGCACUCCAUUUUCAUAGCUCCAAAACCUACCGUCUUCAUUCUCAAACCCCAGCAGUCCAGCCUCACUUACUUUGCCAGACGUCUGAAUGUAAAGUUUCGGCCGCUUAAGGGCCCUUGCCGUCGAAUUCGGGCCAGCGUCGAUGUCGCGUCCACCUCGGCCUUCAAACCCGGAGCCUCCGUGGAGAGCGACAAAUUGCCCUCUGAUAUUCGGAAGCGAGCGAUGGACGCAAUUGAUUCCUUCGGAGGACGAGUCACUGCUGGGGAUGUCGCCAGUAAGGCUGGCCUUCAGUUGAGCGAGGCUCAGAAGGCUUUGCAGGCUCUUGCAACUGACACCAAUGGGUUUUUGGAGGUGUCAGAUGAAGGCGAUGUCCUUUAUGUGUUUCCCAAGAGUUAUCGUUCAAAUCUUGUUGCUAAAUCAUUUAAGCUGAAGAUUGAACCGCUACUAGAGAAAACAAAGAUGGCAGCAGAAUAUUUACUCAAAGUUUCAUUUGGAACUACUCUGGUUGCUUCAAUAGUUAUUGUUUAUGUUACAAUUAUUUCUCUUGUUCUUUCAAGCAAAAGUGAUGAUGAUGACAAUCGUGGAAGGCGAAGCAGAUCUUUUGAUACAAAUUUCACAUUUUACGCAAGCCCAAGGGAUUUAUUUUGGUUUUGGGAUCCAUACUACAAGAAACAGCAAGUGCAUGAUGAUUCUGGUGGGAUGAACUUCAUUGCAUCUCUUUUCUCUUUUGUGUUUGGUGAUGGGGAUCCAAAUCAAGGUAUUGAAGAAAAGAGGUGGAAGUUGAUUGGGCAAUAUAUAUCAUCAAAUGGUGGCGUUGUCACUGCUGAAGAACUUGCUCCUUAUCUUGAUAUUGAGAGCAGUAGUAAAACGGAUGAUGAGUCAUACAUACUACCUGUGCUUUUACGGUUUGAUGGUCAACCAGAAGUAGAUGGCGAGGGAAAUAUUCUCUACCGGUUUCCAUCACUUCAACGCACAGGUGUUCGUCAGAGUAGUAGUGGAAGGAAUGAGUAUGGUGGAAGAAGACAGGCUGAGUGGUUUGGAAAUGAGAAAUUUCUUAAAGAGAAGAAGUGGCAGUUGAGCAACACCAGCCCUUCGCAGAAGGCACUGGCAAUUGGUUUGGGUGGGCUUAAUCUUUUUGGCGUCAUUAUCCUUGGUGCAAUGUUAAAGGAUGUAGGUCAUGUCACAGUAAGCCAAAGUAGUCUUCUCUCUCUUGUGUCUGGUAUAUUUCCACUACUCCAGGUUUAUGCUUGGUCUUUCUUCACAAUUCCAGCCGUUAGAUGGGUUUUAAUUCAAAAUAGAAAUGCCAAAAUUGAAAGGAGAAAUACAACGAGGAAAAAAUAUGUCAGUGCUCUUGAACGUCCAGAUCUCUCUCUAAGGCGAAAGCUUUUGAGCGCGGGAGAUAUGGCAAAGCGGACUUUUAUCGGACAGGAGAGGAUUGUUUACAGCACCGACAGGGAUUUGUAUGAACAAGGCUACGAUGCCAAACAAUGGGAACAAAGAUUUCAAGAGAGAGAUAGAGAUGUCUGAACAAGAAGUCUAUUACUCCGUAUUUGGGUUUUUUGGAUUUUCUUCAAGAUUUACUUGAAUACACAUGCAUGCACAGUAAGAUAUUAGUUGCCUCUUGAUGAGAGAGAUGAUUGAUUGGAUGGAUGCGAAAGCUUAAAUUCCCGACGAUCGUACGUACUGACCUUCAAGUGCAAGGCAUGGAGGUGAAAUUUCAAUGCACAUAUUCUUGCUUAGUACUCUUUUUACUACGGAGUACUUUUCAUUGUAGACUGUUUUCCAGAAGUACAAUUUUUUAUCAAUUUACUGGGAGAGAUCGAUUGAUGUAUUUAUAAAUUUCAAUGCUUUUUAUGUACUAGUAACUGCUUAUAUAUAGGUAGUCAAUGACAUCGGUAAAAAAGAUGAUACUUUACAAAUUGGGAGAGAUAUCGAUUGAUGUAUUUAUAUAUGUAUGGUUAUGAUCUAAAACAAGUCAUUCUAAAUUUAGAAUUAGUACAAAUCAUUCUAAAUUUAGAUCAAGUAUUGUUCAACCUC